Molecule: messenger RNA, 384 nt
Organism: Dioszegia hungarica
Lineage: Eukaryota; Fungi; Basidiomycota; Tremellomycetes; Tremellales; Bulleribasidiaceae
Exons: 3
Coding region: 1-384 (127 amino acids)
Source: RefSeq, a predicted model, not a curated record
AUGCUCGCUCGCAUCGUCUUCUUCGCCCUGGCCGUCACCGCGCCACUCGUCUCAGCAUCAGCGGCAUCUCAAUUCAACCUGAAUGUAGACUACAACCCAUCAUUGUGCUGGUUGAAAUGCCAUGCCGCCACCAUCGCGACCGUGCACAAUCUCGAUGACGAUCCUCUGGGAAACAAUGAAGCCUUAGGAGCCAACUGCGCAGAUGUUCCAUACAUCACGACCAUGCCCAUCUGCCUCAUCACCGCUUGCGAGUCGGCGCCGGACGUGGCGUAUGCCGUGGAGUUUGGACAGAGAUGGUGUGCUAAGGCGGGAGUGGACGUCAGCAAUACCCUGGUCCUACCUGCGGACUAUACGGAGGGUGUUGCGAAGGAGUACUUUCAGUGA